AUUCAGUAUAUUGUGUUGCCUAAAACUCGAUUUCAGGUCUCACGUGUUUUUAGGUUAUGUUUACAUGUGAAUGCCAUCAAAUUUUAUAAAUUAUAAUCAUUCACUGAAAUAGUUUUAAUUUUAUUAUCCAAAUAAUGGAUAAAGUGAAAAAAUUCGACACUAUUAUUCGAACCAUAGAAGAUGACGAAGAAAUAGAAGAUUUGUCUGAAAAUAGUGAUGUUGAAGUUGAGUUUCAACCGACGAAACAAAAAUCAAUAAAUAAAGCUGCAUUCGAUAACGAAUUCAACUUUGUAAGUUCGAUAGAAGAAUAUAAUAAAGAUAGGUGGAACGAUUUAACAAAAUAUGUUAAACGUAAAGCAAAACAGAAAACCGAUGAUAAAAUUAAAAAAUUCAGAACCACAGAGACCGAGGAGGAUGUAGAAGAAAACGGAGACGCAGAUGCACAAUCAGAUAUCUCACUUUCCGAUGACGAAUUAAAACAUGACAAGAUCAAACUAAAGAAAAAGAAUACAAAAAAGAAAGCGAAAGAAGUUGAUGAGGCUGAAUUUUUUGAAGAUGUAGAGUUCAAUUCUGAGGAAAAUGUUAGUUUUUAUCAAAUGAAUUUAUCUAGGCCAUUGUUGAAGGCUAUUUCUGAUAUGAAAUUCGUACAUCCAACUCCUAUUCAAGCAGCCACCAUACCUGUAGCAUUACUGGGCCGUGACAUAUGCGGUUGUGCAGCCACCGGUACCGGCAAAACAGCUGCUUAUAUGUUACCAACCUUAGAAAGACUAUUAUAUCGACCAUCAGGCGACGUUCCUGUCAUUAGAGUGCUGGUGUUAGUCCCCACUCGAGAAUUGGGCGUCCAAGUUUAUCAAGUCACUAAACAAAUAUGCCAAUUCACCGACAUACACGUUGGUUUGGCAGUAGGGGGGUUAGAUUUAAAAACCCAGGAGAAUAUAUUGAGGAAAAGUCCCGAUAUUGUUAUAGCCACUCCUGGAAGAUUGAUAGAUCAUUUGAAAAGCACUCCCAGCUUUGGUCUGGACGCUGUAGAGGUACUAAUACUCGAUGAAGCUGAUAGGAUGCUCGACGAGUAUUUUGCAGAGCAAAUGAAUGAAAUUAUCAAGCAGUGCUCUCGAAAACGACAAACGAUGCUUUUUUCAGCCACCAUGACUGAAGAGGUUGAAAGUUUAGCUGCGGUCUCGCUCUCAAAACCUAUCAGACUCUUCGUAGACAGCAACAGAGAUGUUGCCUUCAAUUUACGCCAGGAAUUUAUUAGAAUACGUUCUGAUAAUGAAAUAGACCGGGAACCCAUACUAGCAGCUUUAGUUUGUCGAACUUUCAGGGAGCAUUGCAUGGUGUUUGUACAAACCAAAAAACAGGCACAUCGUGUGCAUAUUUUAUUAGGACUUUUAGGACUUAAAGUUGCUGAAUUACACGGAAAUUUGACGCAACCUCAACGUUUGGAGAAUUUGGAACGAUUCAAGACUAAACAAGUCGAUAUCUUGAUAGCUACAGAUGUAGCGGCGCGUGGUCUGGAUAUAUCAGGAGUACAAACUGUAAUCAACUUUGUAAUGCCUGCUACAGUCGAACAUUACAUACACAGAGUUGGUAGGACUGCUAGAGCGGGACGAGCAGGUGUAUCCGUCAGUUUAGCGGGAGAAAAAGAAAGAAGGAUAGUCAAAGACGUCAUCAAACGUGCUAGAAACCCUGUCAAGAGCAGGGUAAUUCCUCCGGAUAUUCUAGAAAAGUACAAAAUUAAGAUUGAAAGUUUGGAAGCACAAAUAAACCAAAUCCUACAAGAAGAAUAUGAAGAGCGGAUGCUUAGUAAAGCCGAAAACCAAGCGAAUAGAGCGGGAAAGAUACUUAAAGGCGAAAAACCCGAAGCUAGACCCUGGUUCCAGACCAAACAACAACGAAAAGAGGAACAAGAAAAAUUAAGCUUGAAGAACGUACCUAAAAAGGAUAAAAACGACAAAGGACCUAAAGGCAAAGACAAUAAAAAGAAGGGUAAAGGAAAGGACGGUCCGGAAGCUAGAAUAACCGACGAGCUUAACAAAGUGAUGCUGGUGCAAGCGCGAUUAGCGAAACGGAAACACAAACAGAAGAAAAUUAGUACCGUCCCAGAUGAUGGUUCGCAGAAGGCUGGGACUGUGGUGAAGAAGAAGAAAUCUUACUUUUCCGAUCUGGUCGAUACGUCGCAGAAGAAGGCGAAGAAACUUAGAUACGAAAGUAAUUUUAAGCAGAAAAUGAAGGGUAAGGGCAAUAAAGGGAACGCUGGGAAUAAGAAGAAUAAAACUUUCGGGAAACCACAACAAAAGAAGAGAAAGUAAAUUGUAA
Psylliodes chrysocephalus is the source of this 2316-nucleotide messenger RNA. The record is from the annotation of a GenBank genome assembly. Lineage: Eukaryota; Metazoa; Arthropoda; Insecta; Coleoptera; Chrysomelidae.